UUGCCGGUGUGACUUACAGCUGUUUGAACGCUGUAACGACAGAGUUUUGCCGAUUUCUAGCCAGAUUUUGAGAUGUCUCCCCCGGUGACGUUAAACGUCGGCGGGCACAUUUACACGACAUCGCUGUCCACGCUCACCAGCUACCCGGACUCGAUGCUGGGCGCCAUGUUCAGCGGCGAUCUACCGACGGGGAGGGACGACCAAGGGCGCUACUUCAUCGACAGGGACGGCGAGCUCUUCCGCUUCGUCUUGAACUUUCUCCGCACCACGGAGCUGCUGCUACCGGACGACUUCAAGGAAAUCUCCCAGCUUAAGAAGGAGGCGGAUUUCUACCAGAUUCAGCCGCUUAUCGAAGCGCUGAGGAGGGAGGAGGCGAGGGCGAUGUGUCCGAGAGGGGAGGGCGACGUUCUCAUCGUGGAACACAUUUUCAACAAGAACGCCGGCGGGAACGAGUACAGGAUUGUAGUCAGUAGAACCCAGCCGGAUUCUGUACUACAGGAACUGGUGCGCGGCAGCCGUUGCAAAAUGUCGUCUGAAGACACGCCAGUCACCCUGAACGUCGGGGGUUUCAUCUAUACCACCCUGCGGUCGACGCUGACUCGCUACCCCGACUCCGCCCUGAGCGCCAUGUUCAGCCCUACCCCCACUCUCAUGACCGACGAGCACGGGCGCUGCUUCAUCGACCGAGACGGCAAGCUCUUCCGCUACGUGCUCAACUUCCUGAGAACCUCCGAGCUACUUCUUCCGAGGAACUUUGAAGAGCUCAGCCAGCUGAGGAAGGAGGCCGAGUUCUACAACAUCCCGCCUCUGACGGAAGCUUUGAGUCAAUACCAGUUCGGACAGUUCGCCACAGUGCACAUGAUGAUGUCCACCAGCUCUACCGUGCACAGCGCUUGUUUUAGGUUCCUGGCGAGCGACAACGUCACCAGAGAACGCGUCAAGGCGUCCCUCCAGAAAGCCAUCGCCAAGUACUUCGAACUAGAGCCUGACCAUGACUUUGAACUUCCCGAGGAGGUGUACACCACCCCGGACGGGUUGGCGUUGGAUGUCGGAGCGACGGGGAAACAGUCGCUGAACGAGGCGCACAUCCUGGAGGCGCUGGUCAGAGCCGGGUUCACGGUGCAGGGCAGCAGCCACCACUGCUGUCAACAGAACUGUUGUGAAUACACGUGGACAUUGGUGUGUCAGUCAGGCGGCGUGGCGGAUCCCGUUUUCUUUACACAGAUAUGAACACGUCAUGUUUAGGGGACGCGGGGAAGAGCGACACUUG
Molecule: messenger RNA, 1270 nt
Organism: Branchiostoma belcheri (Belcher's lancelet)
Lineage: Eukaryota; Metazoa; Chordata; Leptocardii; Amphioxiformes; Branchiostomatidae
Product: BTB/POZ domain-containing protein KCTD6-like
Exons: 2
Coding region: 73-1230 (385 amino acids)
Biological process (GO): protein homooligomerization
Molecular function (GO): protein binding
Source: RefSeq, a predicted model, not a curated record